AUGUCGGCCUACACAGUAACAUCUCGUUCGUUCGUUGUUUCUGGUUUGAACGUCAAGAUAUAUUGUCACCCUUCUCAAUCCGUUUGCGAAGCCUUCGCUCCAUUGCCGCCCGUUUCAGUCCUUUUCUUCCUUCAUGGCCGGGGAUCGUCCUUGGCGGUCGUGGAACCCAUCAUAGAAAAGGUUGUCAUGAUCGCACAUAGUGACGAUAAGAAGAGGGACCUCUACGUUGUGGGCCUAGUGAGCGUUGUACCCCUUCUUGCGAAACUCAGCUCACCAAUGGGAACCCAAACCACGCGCAAGUUUCAUGUUAUCUACAUGCUCUCUGGCCCGCAGAGACUUAUACUUGACUGCAGGCUUGACAUGUAUGGAAUCCAACUCGGGACCCAACGAGACCUCUCGCACCUCAUCGAUUUUCUCCCAUCACACCUCUUCCCCCACGGCGAACGAACAAUUGAGCAAUGGGGCGUUGCAGGAAUUAGCCUCGGAGGACACACCGCUUGGCUAGCGUUGGCUCACGAACCACGGAUUACCUUUGGCAUCGUCAUCCUCGGAUGCGCUGAUUAUUUGGCCCUCAUGUCCCGCCGAGCAGCGGAAUCCGAGUUCGAACUCACCCCGCCCACCCUGCCGAUCCUACCACCAUCGCUGGUUUUCCUCGUCCGCCACGUGGACCCGAUUUACACGCCAUACACUGUCAAUGACUCCAGGAAUCCAUUCUUGGGCAAGAAGAUCCUGGUCCUCCGGGGAGCGAUGGAUCGUAUCGUUCCGUGGAGUGCGAGCGCACGGUUCGUCCAAGGGCUCGAAGUCGGCGAAAGAGGGUUAAAGACAGUGAUGGCUCAAGAGGGCGUGGGCCAUGAGUGCACGGUGGAAAUGACCAAAUGGAUGGCAGAGUUUCUGAGGUACGAAUGUUUGUCCUCUAAAAUUGCGGCUAUGGCAAAGCUGUGA
Molecule: messenger RNA, 942 nt
Organism: Pleurotus ostreatus (oyster mushroom)
Lineage: Eukaryota; Fungi; Basidiomycota; Agaricomycetes; Agaricales; Pleurotaceae
Exons: 4
Coding region: 1-942 (313 amino acids)
Source: RefSeq, a predicted model, not a curated record